This is a messenger RNA of Carya illinoinensis, 2218 nucleotides long. Its product is annotated as calcium-dependent protein kinase 2-like. Gene Ontology annotation, biological process: protein autophosphorylation; intracellular signal transduction; peptidyl-serine phosphorylation. Gene Ontology annotation, cellular component: cytoplasm; nucleus. The transcript is spliced from 8 exons. Lineage: Eukaryota; Viridiplantae; Streptophyta; Magnoliopsida; Fagales; Juglandaceae. The coding region runs from base 373 to 1977 and encodes 534 amino acids. Gene Ontology annotation, molecular function: calcium-dependent protein serine/threonine kinase activity; calmodulin binding; calcium/calmodulin-dependent protein kinase activity. The record is from RefSeq and is a predicted model, not a curated record.
UUUUGCUCAAUUAUUCAAAGAGUGAGACGACGAUUUCAGUGUUCUGUCAUCGUUUCUCCAGAAUCAUCGCCCUCUUCUGAUGUACUUUAUUUGCAAAAUUUCAUCCCAUUUUCCAUUUUCCAACCAAAACAAAGGAAGUAAAAAAAAAGCGACCAUUUGGUUGGUUUUCAAGUGUCAAACUCAGCUUCAAGUCCGAUAAGGCAAAUAACAAGACGUCUGGGCCUGUAUAAUUGUAUAUGUUUGCACAAGUUUUCUUCUUUCUUAGGGACUCGUACCCCUCAAUUUCACACUCAUUUUCUUUGAAUUCCAACCCCACAAGUUUAUUUUUUGCUCUGUAUUUCAAUACUGUACUACCAAAUCUUGAUCAGAAAAAUGGGUUGCUGUAGCAGCAAGAGAGAAUCUCCAAAACCGGGUGUAAACACUACGCAUGGAUCAGGCAUCCAAACCUACCAAGCCCAACCUUUGGUGCAAACCCAGAAAGUUUCUGCCACUCAAACUCAACCACAGCCAAGGCCACAGCCGCAGCCGCCAAUUCCAGCUCCACCAAAACCUGCACGACCGGAGAUUAGGCCGGUGUCGAAGCCAGACACCAUUCUGGGCAAACCAUUUGAAGACAUUAAGAAGUACUACAAGCUUGGAAAAGAACUGGGCAGAGGCCAAUUUGGCAUCACCUAUUGGUGCACCGAGAACUCAACUGGCCGCACUUACGCCUGCAAAUCCAUACUGAAGCGCAAGCUUGCCUCCCAGAGCGACAAGGAUGACAUCAAGAGAGAGGUUCAGAUUAUGCAGCAUUUGUCUGGGCAGCCAAACAUUGUGGAAUUCAGGGGUGCUUAUGAGGACAGGUACUCCGUGCACCUUGUGAUGGAGCUUUGUGCAGGCGGUGAGCUUUUCGAUAGAAUCAUCGCAAAGGGCCAUUAUUCUGAGAAGGCCGCCGCGGCGAUUUGCCGCGCCAUCGUGAAUGUGGUCCACAUCUGCCAUUUUAUGGGUGUGAUGCAUCGCGAUCUUAAGCCCGAGAAUUUCUUGCUGUCUAGCAAGGAUGAGGGGGCUAUGUUGAAGGCAACUGAUUUCGGGCUGUCUGUCUUCAUUGAGAAAGGAAAGGUUUAUCGUGAUAUAGUGGGCAGUGCUUACUAUGUCGCCCCUGAAGUAUUGCAGCGUAGUUAUGGAAAGGAAAUUGAUAUUUGGAGUGCAGGAGUGAUCUUAUACGUACUUCUCAGUGGUGUACCUCCAUUUUGGGCUGAAACUGAAAAGGGAAUAUUUGAUGCCAUACUGCAAGGAGAACUUGACUUUGAAAGUCAACCAUGGCCAUUGAUUUCAGAAAGUGCAAAAGAUCUAGUCGGGAAGAUGCUGACUCAGGACCCAAAAAAGCGGAUAACUUCUGGACAAGUUCUUGAGCAUCCGUGGAUUAGAGAAGGUGGCAAUGCAUCGGACAAGCCAAUAGAUAGUGCAGUUCUCUCAAGAAUGAAGCAAUUCACGGCUAUGAAUAAGCUCAAGAAGCUUGCAUUGAAGGUCAUUGCACAAAAUCUAUCUGAAGAAGAAAUUAAAGGUCUUAAAGCAAUGUUCACAAACAUGGACACAGACAAUAGUGGCACAAUCACGUACGAAGAACUGAAGACGGGCUUGGCUCGAACAGGGUCACGACUCUCAGAGUCUGAAGUCAAGCAACUCAUGGAAGCUGCUGAUGUUGAUGGAAAUGGAACAAUUGACUAUAUCGAAUUUAUAUCUGCUACAAUGCAUAGACACAGGCUAGAAAGAGAUGAGCAUUUGUUUAAAGCAUUUCAGUAUUUUGAUAAGGACAGCAGUGGAUAUAUUACGAGGGACGAGUUAGAGAAUGCCAUGAAGGAGUAUGGAAUGGGUGAUGAAGGCAGCAUCAGAGAAAUUAUUUCUGAGGUGGAUGCAGAUAAUGAUGGGAGGAUCAAUUAUGAAGAGUUUUGCACAAUGAUGAGAAGUGGAAUGCAACAACCUGCAAAACUUUUCUAGUUCCACCACCGGGGGAGUUCAAUGUUUUUUUAACAGAAUUUGUAAUCAUGCAAGUGACCUGUCCUUGAAUGUCUUGAUGUGGGCAGGAUUCGGGCCCUCAGGGCAUUCUCACCAGUAGGUAUGAAUUAGACCACUGUUGAGUUUUCUUUACAAUCCUUCGUAUUGAAUUUUAAUGGGUAGUACGAACUUUCUGAGCCUAUCGUUUGGAUUGGUUAGGUUAAUCAAUUGUACUUUUUGUGAA